GUGAUACUUUUGAAUAUAUUUGGUAUUGCGAUGACAUAUUAUGAUACUUGGAAUGGGUUCAUUCAGGCAGCUCACACUCUGUUCCUUGCCCAGCCUCUGAAGACCCGUUACUCUGUAAAAUACGUGAAGGGUACUGAGUCUAUCGUAUUGAAGGUGACUGAUGAUCGCAAGUGCUGCAAGUUCAAGCUGGCUAAAUCGGGAAAUCUACGCCAGCUGAAUCAAUUGAAUAAGCUAUUUUUGACGUGGUCAGUUACUCGUGACCUGGAUUCACUUGGCCAAUUCAACGUUAAGCGAGCUCAACCUGUUACCGGGAAGAAGCUAAGUCCACGUAAAGCUUAGCUGGCUAUCAAGUUCCAAUGACAGU
Babesia bovis T2Bo is the source of this 364-nucleotide messenger RNA. Its product is annotated as Signal recognition particle 9 kDa protein (SRP9) family protein. The transcript is spliced from 4 exons. Gene Ontology annotation, biological process: SRP-dependent cotranslational protein targeting to membrane. NCBI's taxonomy places the organism in Eukaryota, Apicomplexa, Aconoidasida, Piroplasmida, Babesiidae. The record is from RefSeq and is a predicted model, not a curated record. The coding region runs from base 31 to 339 and encodes 102 amino acids. Gene Ontology annotation, molecular function: 7S RNA binding. Gene Ontology annotation, cellular component: signal recognition particle, endoplasmic reticulum targeting.